AUUUAAACUUUAAAUCUAAAAAGGUUUUCAACUUAUAGUAAAAAAUUUGAUUUUUACAUCCAAAAAUAAAUUUGGCUUCCCCUCUUCAUCAAAGCUACAACUACUUACAUGCACGGAAAUCUGUAAUAAAGUUUGGAAAAUUUACGGAAACUUGAAGUGACAACAGGUGACGAAGUAUUUUGUCGGUUGAGCAGUUAGGAAGUACCUUUUUUUAAUUUUUGUUUUCUGAGUACUAAACUACAAAUAUAAAAUAUGAAAAAGCAUUUAUAUUCAGGAAAAGACGUAGAUUUUUUAUAUUUAAAUAAAUAUUCAUUAUAGUAAAGUUAUUUGGUUGAAUAAAAAAAGUUUGAAAAUAAUUUUAAUCAUAAUGGCUUUUUAUUUUAUCGGAUCAUGCGCAUUUUUUUGCUUUGUUAACAAAUCAAUUGGGUUAAUAUUGAAACAUAAGAAUUUAACAACUGUUAAAAAUGAUCGGCUAGUGAGAAACACUAUUUGUUCACUUAUCCAUUCCAUUAUUUCGUCGAUUGGAACCGUUUUAUGCUAUGUUGAAACGCCAACACUCUCUCAAAACUUUAUAAACACUUCAUCAAAACUUGCACACAUAUUACUGCUGUUCUCUUCAGGUUACUUCCUAUAUGAUAUAGGAGAUAUGAUAAUGUAUGAUGGUGGUAACCAAUUAGUUGUCAUUGCACACCAUGCACUGGCAAUUAUGUUCUAUGCAACUUGCAUGAAAAAUAACCAUUGCAUUGGGUUUGCUGUGUUUUCCCUUGUUGCAGAGUAUAGCAGUGUAUUUAUACACAUUCGCCGUUUGUUAAUUAUCGCAAACAUGCGAAAUUCUCACAUCUAUACGACGAUAAAGUAUUGUCUUAUUAUAUCCGUGUUAGUGUGUCGCGUUGGCGGCUGCCUAUGGAUGUGGAAACACUUAAUUUAUAAUUCAAACAAUUCGAUUAGCAAACAUAAUUUGCUUAUUGGGGUUCUUGCGUUACUCUAUAUUACACCAAUGAACAUAGGAAUGAUGCGACGUUUGUGGACUGUUGAUUUUCGCUCUCAGAGAAAAAAGACUUUAAACAAAAAAUUUUAGUUGAUUUUUAUUCAGCUUUUAUUUUAGCGCAAUAACUUAAAGGAUAAAUUAUUAUUUACUGAAAUAAUUUGUAAUUUAAGUUAUUUUACAUUUUUACUAAAGUACUCAUAAAAAUA
Hydra vulgaris (swiftwater hydra) is the source of this 1194-nucleotide messenger RNA. Its product is annotated as TLC domain-containing protein 2. Gene Ontology annotation, biological process: regulation of membrane lipid distribution; plasma membrane organization; phospholipid homeostasis. Gene Ontology annotation, cellular component: plasma membrane. The record is from RefSeq and is a predicted model, not a curated record. NCBI's taxonomy places the organism in Eukaryota, Metazoa, Cnidaria, Hydrozoa, Anthoathecata, Hydridae.